Penicillium egyptiacum is the source of this 1293-nucleotide messenger RNA. NCBI's taxonomy places the organism in Eukaryota, Fungi, Ascomycota, Eurotiomycetes, Eurotiales, Aspergillaceae. The record is from the annotation of a GenBank genome assembly.
AUGGUACUACAACUGCAUGUAUGGGGCCCCGCCUUUGCCCUGCCCUCAAUUGACGCACAAUGCCUUGCUGCAAUUGCAUACUGUUCCGAGGUCCUCCCUAAAGACUCGUGGGAGCUGAUCGCGAGUAGCGAUCCCUCCGUGUCCCCAACAGGUGAGCUCCCCGCUCUCCAGAAUGGCUCUAUCUGGGUGAGCCGGUUCCGCAACAUCGUCGACUACCUCCGCCAAUACUCAGAGGGAGCAUGGAACCUGGAUCAAAAUCUCGACGACGUGCAAAAAGCCGAUAGCGUUGCCUUCUCCUCAUUCAUCGAAUCCCGCGGUCAAUCCCUGAUCGACCUCUACCUCUACGUAACCAGCCAGAACUACUACAACAACACAUCCCCAGCCUACGGUUCUCUCCUCCAAUGGCCAAACCAAUGGAUCCUCCCACCCAAGCUCCACGGCGCCGCCAAAACCCGCACCGAACACCUCGGCCUAUCCUCGCUAGACCUGCAAGCAAUGGAAGACCAGCGCAAACGCGAGCAUUCCGCCGCCGUAGCAUCCGGCCAAAUCCCUAGCAACCUGAUCCAACAGCCCCGCGACACAGUCUCCAAACUCCUCGGCCGCACAGCACAAACCAACCAGUUCCGCCUGGAAGCCCUAACAGCCGACUUCUUCGAACCGCUCGAAGCCAUGCUCGCCCGCAGCAAGACCUGUCUGCUCCCCGCCGACGACAACAACAACCCCUCCUCGCUGGACUGCGUCGCGCUGGGCUACCUGUCUCUGGCGCUCAUACCGGAGCUAGCCUUCCCCUGGCUGCGCGACGCGAUGCGCGCCAAGGCCCCGCUGCUGGCGGCGUACACGGAGCGCAUGCGCAGCCGCUGUUUCGGCGACGCGCCCGUCGAGGCUAAGCACGCUUUCCAGCCGGUGCCAGCUGUCCUACCGUGGCGAGCACCGGAGCGCAUCUCCGUCGCCGCUGUCGGGAAUACCCUCCUCGGUACGCUGGCGGAUAACACGCCGUUCUUGCGCGAGGUGCGCCAGAAUAGGCGGUUGAAGCAGGCCGUUGAGGCUGAUUCGGCGUUUAGCUCAGUGGAGAAACAGGUCCUGUCUUCGUAUGCGGAUUCUAGUAACAAGGAUAUGUUGCUGUCUAUUGCGACUGCUGUGGCGGGGACCGUUGCUCUCGUUGGGUAUAUGGUGCAUGUUGGCUUGCUUUCUUUUUCGACUGGGGGCUUUGAGGAAGAGGAGGAGUCUGAGCAAGAUGCUGGUGUGUUGCAGAUUGAUCCUGGCUCUGCGGCAGACUUCCUCGGCGCGUUCUAA